UAUGUACCCAGAAUAUUGUGUUGCUUAAAGACAACAACCCUACCCCUUACACAAAAUUACCUAAUCAUAUAAUCCAGUCGUGCAAAAUGAACCAAGACCUAGAUAACCUAAUGAAAAUCCCAAGGAUUAUAUGAUCACUGCAUACACUUCCAUUAAUCACGUUAUUGAUAUAUCUCCAACAUCCUCCAUCUAUAGAUUGGAUCCUUUUGCCAAGUAUUUGUGUUGUUGGAUCAAUACUGUUGGUCCUGAAGAAGUAAGUGCAAUCCAAGAAAGAACUAAAUGGAAACACCCAAAUCUAGUUUCUUUCCUCUUCUUUGAAGAAUAAAGUGAUAAAUUUAGUCAAAGUAGACAACUCAAAAUCUUCUAUGAAUACCUCCCUUUAGAUAUUAAAUAGUUAAUUGAUAAAAGAUCAAAAACACAAGAAUAUGUACCUGAAGAAGAAAUAUGGAAGAUGAUUUCUGGAUUAUGUGAAGCUUUUAUAUUUCUUCAAAAAAGAGGAAUCACACACUCUGCCUUGACAUUGGAAUCAGUUUAUUUUGAUGAAGAAUAUUUACUCUAUAGAAUUUAAGAUGUUAGUCCUUUCAGAGCCAGAGCCCCACAUUUAUUUGAAAAUUAAUACAAAUCUCCAGAAUCAGGAGGUAAUCUUAGAGUCAAUAGAUUUAAGUAGGAUGUAUUUGGAUUAGGGUAAAUAAUUAUUUAUAAUAUCUAUUAGUAUGAUAAUAUUAUCUCUCUGUCUACUUAAAAAUUGUGAUUACAUUUUCGAAACAGGAGUACUUAGUGUUGUCCAUUUAAAUGAUUGUUUCGAUUAAUUGAAAUAACUAUAUCCUGGAAGAGUUGAUUCUAUACUCAAAAAGAUGCUUCUCAUUGAUUUUAAUUAAAGACCAGAUUGGUUAGAGAUGUAGUAGUUAUUAGUGAAUUUAAAGGAUAUACAGUUAGCUAAUUUUGAUCUUGGUUUGUCUAAUAAAUCAUCAAUUUUAAAUUCAUCAUUUUAGUUAUAAAACUAAUAAUAGUAAUAAGUUUAAAAAACUUUUGACUAAUUAACAUUAAGUUAAGAAAAUAGAGAGACUAUUAAUAAUAAUAAAUUAACAAGUUCUAUCAAUAAUAAUGCUACAAUUAAGACAACAAAUACUGAUUCUGUUGACUAAAAACUUAUUAAUUUAAAUAAAAGAAUACAAGAUACUUUAUAAAAGAGCUUAAAUAAAAAUAUUAGAUGA
This is a messenger RNA of Paramecium pentaurelia, 1214 nucleotides long. The record is from the annotation of a GenBank genome assembly. NCBI's taxonomy places the organism in Eukaryota, Ciliophora, Oligohymenophorea, Peniculida, Parameciidae.